Molecule: messenger RNA, 2842 nt
Organism: Numida meleagris (helmeted guineafowl)
Lineage: Eukaryota; Metazoa; Chordata; Aves; Galliformes; Numididae
Gene: XPNPEP3
Product: X-prolyl aminopeptidase 3
Exons: 10
Coding region: 134-1642 (502 amino acids)
Cellular component (GO): mitochondrion
Molecular function (GO): manganese ion binding; metalloaminopeptidase activity
Source: RefSeq, a predicted model, not a curated record
CUCAGCCCCUCAGUAGCUGGCGGCGCCCGUCGGGCCCCGCGCAGGCGGUCUCGGUGGACGCCUAAGAUGGCGGCGCGGCGCUCGCUGAUACGGUCACAGCGCGGCGCCGCGCAGGGCGAAGGCCCCCCCGGCCAUGUCGCGCCUGCCGGCGGCGGUGAGGGGCUGGCGCGGCCUCCCAGUUUGCAAGUCAUGUGUUCUCCGGAGAUUCUCCACCCAGCCGGCCCAGAAGAAGAAGAUUCCAAACCGAUAUUUGGGCCAGCCUAGCCCCUUUACACACCCACACCUACUUAAACCAGGGGAGGUAACCCCAGGACUGUCACAGGUGGAAUAUUCUCUUCGCCGGCACAAACUGAUGACACUGAUCCAGAAGGAAGCCCAAGGCUGGGAAGGAUUGGACCACACAGUGAUCCUGCUAUCCAACCCCACGUACUACAUGAGCAAUGACAUCCCGUACGUUUUCCACCAGGACACGAACUUCCUGUAUCUCUGUGGGUUCCAGGAGCCUGACAGCAUCCUGGUGCUGCAGAGCCUUCCUGGCAAAGCGCUGCCCUCUCACAAGGCCAUACUUUUUGUGCCCCGGAGAGAUCCGAGCCGAGAGCUGUGGGAUGGGCCCAGGUCAGGCACAGAUGGGGCCGUCGCUCUGACAGGAGUAGAUGAAGCUUACACUAUUGAGGAGUUCGGGCACUUGGUCGCCAAGCUGAAAGGUGAGUCAAACAAGGUGUGGUAUGACGUGACUAAACCAGUGCAUAAAGAACUGCACUCUGACUAUAUGCAGCCCCUGGCUGAGAUAAAAGCUCGGAGCAAAAAUCACAUCCAAGGCAUCCGGCAUCUAGUGCAAAACCUUCGGCUGAUCAAAUCUCCUGCAGAGAUCGAAAGGAUGAAGAUAGCUGGACGAGUGACAGCGGAGGCUUUCAUAGAGACAAUGUUUGCCAGAAAAUCUCCAGUGGAUGAAGCCUUUCUGUAUGCAAAGUUUGAAUUUGAGUGCCGAGCUCGUGGUGCUGACAUCUUGGCCUACCCCCCUGUUGUCGCUGGUGGCAACAGAUCAAACACUUUGCACUAUGUGAAGAACAAUCAGCUCAUUAAGGAUGGUGAACUGGUCUUGCUAGAUGGCGGAUGUGAGUCUUCCUGCUAUGUAAGUGACAUCACACGAACCUGGCCUGUCAAUGGAAGGUUCACCAAACCCCAAGCAGAACUGUACCAGGCUGUCCUAGACAUUCAGAAGUCCUGCCUGAGCCUCUGCUCCCCGGGUGUGAGUCUAGAAAAUAUCUACAGCCUCAUGCUGAGCCUUAUUGGACAGAAACUGAAAGACUUGGGGAUCCUAAAGAGCAGCAUCACUGACAGCCACUUCUUCAAGGCUGUUCGAAGGUACUGCCCGCAUCAUGUGGGCCAUUACUUGGGCAUGGAUGUUCAUGAUACCCCAGAUAUAUCCCGGUCUAUCCCUCUCCAGCCAGGCAUGGUGAUAACCAUUGAACCAGGACUUUAUAUCCCUGAAGAUGAUGUGAGUGCCCCAGAGAGAUUUCGUGGCAUUGGUGUGCGCAUUGAGGAUGAUGUUGUGAUAGCAGACGAUUCGCCUCUCAUCUUGUCUGCUGACUGUCCCAAGGAGAUCUACGAUAUCGAGCAGAUCUGUGGCCGCAGCUCAUGAAGCUCCUCCUCUGCCUCUGGCAUCCUCCUCAGGAGAUGCACACCUCCAAGGGAUGCAGAUCCCUGUAACUGGCUGCAGUUGUCAAGUGAUGAAGAGUGGGGACAGUUGAUGGCCGUUUCCAAAACUGAGGCUGGGAAGUGGAAUGCAAAAGAUUCUGGCACUGAAUGCCGAAAAGCAAAGCAACCUUUUCUCCGUGUAUUUUCCUUCUGAUUUGACUAGUGCUGAUGUUGAGCUGUUGCGGAACAUGGGAGUGGAUUAAUUCCUGUGUCGUGGGUCCAUCUGCUCUGAUGCCCUUGGAUAGAUGGAUUUUGUGAGCGCUACCAGCAGCAGAGCUUCUGCCUGGUUCCUCUACAGAUGCAGUAGUGCAACUGCUGAGACCGGGGUCCUGUUGUGUACCCCUUUGCAGUAGUAUCGCAAUAGUCAGAAUUUAAAAGUGAAAUUCUGAAAAAUGCUGCUUUUGGGAAACAAAGCUGUUUCAAACACUUUUCACUUUAGAGCCCUGUGAGGAGAGGUUUUGGUAGUCAGGAAGAUGGGUUUGGUUGGGAGGUGGCGUGAAGCCUGUGCAGAGUGCUUUUAUUAUUUUUAGAAUAAGGAUGUCUUUGGGUUUGGUUCAAGCAGAUGCAAAAUAAGCCAACAGCAGAGGCAAACACCUCAUCUAGUCUUUUAGCUUAUUGAAAUGUUUAUGUAGAGAGUACUAACAGGGCUCUGGAGGUUGUUCAUACCCAUUCUUGUCUUCCACAUUCCCUUCUUUUUAUCAAAAUCUCCACUCCAGGCUCUUGUUCUGAGCCUGCCACUGCUCUGGGAAGCUAGUGCCAUGUUGGCUGUGCUGGGCUCCACUGGCAAGAUGCUGUUUGUCACCUGGAUGUGAGUUGUUCAUUUCUGGGACAGUCACAACAUCUUUUUGGUUUAUGCUGUGUCAGCCACUUCAGCAGUGCAUUUUUGAAGAGAGCAGGAUGAAGUUUUAUACCACUCCUUUGAAAUAAUAUGCCUUUUCAGAACACUGAGGGCAUGAGCACUGCUGGGUUUUAGGUUUUGCCAAAUGCAGUCAGUAACGAAUGCUUUGUGAUAAUAUUUUUGAGGCAGCUGCAAAUGUGAUUUGUGGCUAGGAUGGAUGAGGAGUAAAGAGAAGACUUUCUGUCAACAACAGCGUACCACCCGAACCAUUGCAAUGCCAUACUAAAUAUACCUAUUUGAGGCAAA